This is a messenger RNA of Danaus chrysippus (African queen), 384 nucleotides long. The record is from the annotation of a GenBank genome assembly. NCBI's taxonomy places the organism in Eukaryota, Metazoa, Arthropoda, Insecta, Lepidoptera, Nymphalidae.
AUGGCAAAGUACAUAGCACAGAUCAUAGUUCUGGGAGCUCAGGUUGUGGGGCGAGCUUUUGCUAGAGCUCUCAAGCAGGAACUAGCUGCGUCGCAAGAAGCAGCCAAAAGGGCUGGCGGAGGGCAGGAAGGUGCAAGGAGAGCAGCUGCAAACGCUUCAACAGGUCUUACACUAGAAGAGGCCAUGCAGAUACUCAAUAUUGAAAAACUCGACCCAGAAAAAAUCAAGAACAACUAUGAACACUUAUUUAACGUUAAUGACAAAACUAAAGGUGGUUCCUUUUAUUUACAAUCGAAAAUAGUCCGUGCGAAGGAAAGAAUAGACAGAGAAGUGAAGCAUAAGGAACCGAAAUCAGAACAAAGUCAACAAAAAGACACUUCAUGA